This is a messenger RNA of Passer montanus (Eurasian tree sparrow), 3754 nucleotides long. RefSeq names its product kelch like family member 5 (gene KLHL5). Gene Ontology annotation, molecular function: protein binding. Bases 168 to 2294 code for a protein of 708 amino acids. The transcript is spliced from 11 exons. NCBI's taxonomy places the organism in Eukaryota, Metazoa, Chordata, Aves, Passeriformes, Passeridae. The record is from RefSeq and is a predicted model, not a curated record.
CCUUUUUUGUGUGAGUGCAAUGCUUUUUCCCCUCCUUCUGUAGAAAAUCUGCUUGCCACAGACAGGCAGAGCAUGUGUUUCUCUUGUCUUGGUUGGAUGCACAAAUCUUCUUUUAUGUGUGCUGCUUCUUACCCUGUUGCCUAGACGAUCGCUGGCUUUCACUAAGAAUGUCUGGUUCUCGUAAAGAGUUUGACGUGAAGCAGAUUUUAAAAAUCAGAUGGAGGUGGUUUGGUCAUCAGGCAUCAGCCCCGAACUCUGCAACUGAAAACCAUCAGGGAGACUUCUGGAACAGAGGACAAAAUGUAACAACUGGUGGCAGGAAGUUUUUAGAUUCGGGUAACUUGCCUUUAACAUCAGUUGGUUACAGAAGGUCCAGCCAACAGGAUUUCCAGAAUUCACCUCUUUGGCCAAUGGCAUCCGCCUCAGAAAUCCCUACAUUUGAAUUCUCAGCAGAAGACUGUGGAGGUGCACGUUGGCUUGACAGACAAGAAACAGAUGAUAGAGCAAGUGAAGAAGAAAAUGAAUCGGACAGCAGCUCGUGCAGCAGAACCUCCAACAGCAGUCACACCUUAUCAUCUUGUCAAACAAUGGAGCCCUGUACCUCAGAUGAAUUUUUUCAGGCUCUCAACCAUGCUGAACAAACUUUUAAAAAGAUGGAGAAUUAUCUGAGACACAAUCAGCUGUGUGAUGUGGUGUUAGUUGCUGGUGAUCGUAGAAUUCCAGCUCACAGAUUGGUUCUCUCCUCUGUUUCGGACUACUUUGCAGCAAUGUUCACUAAUGAUGUAAGGGAGGCAAGACAGGAAGAAAUCAAGAUGGAAGGUGUGGAGCCAAAGGCAUUGUGGGCUCUGGUUCAAUAUGCAUAUACAGGUCGCCUUGAAUUAAAAGAAGACAACAUUGAGUGCCUGUUGUCUACAGCUUGCCUUCUUCAGCUCUCUCAGGUUGUAGAAGCAUGCUGUAAAUUCCUAAUGAAGCAGCUUCACCCGUCCAAUUGCCUUGGAAUCCGAUCUUUUGCUGAUGCGCAGGGUUGCACUGACUUGCACAAGGUGGCUCACAAUUACACCAUGGAAAACUUCAUGGAAGUAAUUAGAAAUCAGGAAUUUCUGUUGUUGCCAGCCACUGAAAUUGCUAAACUUUUAGCAAGUGAUGACAUGAAUAUUCCUAAUGAAGAAACUAUACUGAAUGCACUACUUACGUGGGUUCGACAUGAUUUGGAACAGAGAAGGAAAGAUCUCAGUAAACUCCUGGCUUACAUUAGACUGCCUCUGCUUGCUCCACAAUUUUUGGCAGACAUGGAGAACAACGCACUCUUUAGGGAUGACAUUGAAUGUCAAAAACUCAUUAUGGAAGCAAUGAAGUACCAUCUGUUGCCAGAGAGACGACCUAUGUUGCAAAGCCCUCGCACCAAACCUAGAAAAUCUACAGUGGGCGUUUUGUUUGCAGUUGGAGGAAUGGAUGCAACAAAAGGAGCUACAAGCAUUGAAAAAUACGAACUUCGUACCAACACAUGGACUCCAGUUGCAAACAUGAAUGGACGAAGAUUACAGUUUGGAGUUGCAGUCUUAGAUGACAAAUUGUUUGUUGUUGGUGGCAGAGAUGGACUGAAAACAUUGAAUACUGUGGAGUGCUACAACCCUAGAUCAAAAACUUGGAGUGUAAUGCCACCGAUGUCCACUCAUCGUCACGGUCUUGGAGUAGCUGUGUUGGAAGGCCCCAUGUAUGCCGUAGGAGGACACGAUGGCUGGAGCUACCUGAAUACAGUAGAAAGAUGGGAUCCACAGGCUCGCCAGUGGAACUUUGUAGCUAGCAUGUCAACUCCCAGGAGCACCGUCGGUGUAGCAAUAUUAAAUGGAAAGCUUUAUGCAGUUGGUGGUCGAGAUGGAAGUUCUUGUCUUAAGUCAGUAGAAUGUUUUGAUCCUCAUACAAACAAAUGGACUCUCUGUGCUCAGAUGUCAAAAAGAAGAGGUGGUGUAGGUGUAACCACCUGGAAUGGGUUCUUGUAUGCAAUAGGUGGCCACGAUGCUCCAGCAUCCAACUUAACAUCCAGGCUGUCAGACUGCGUGGAAAGGUAUGAUCCCAAAACAGACAUGUGGACUGCUGUGGCCUCUAUGAGCAUUAGCAGAGAUGCAGUGGGAGUGUGUCUUCUUGGUGACAAGUUGUAUGCUGUUGGAGGAUAUGAUGGGCAAACAUAUCUUAACACCGUGGAGUCUUAUGAUCCCCAGACAAAUGAAUGGACACAGGUUGCACCUUUGUGCUUAGGAAGAGCUGGAGCAUGUGUUGUGACUGUAAAACUCUGAAUUAAUUUCUCUGGGAAGGUGACAUUCUCCUGUUUAGACUCAGAGGAUUACUUUUUCCUCAAGCAAACUACAAGUGCACCACUCAACACCAAGUGCAGGACAUCUACCACAGCGAAGUGUUUGGUCUGAAGCUGACAUGAUGUUCUUAUGGACCAAUAUUAAGCACUUUUAAAAAACUUUUGUUAUGCAUAUGUUACAAGAAUUCUACUUGUAAGAAAGUCAACUGCAACCUGCCCGUUGGCAGUAGAGGACUUCUGUUUAGGACAUGCUAAGAAAAUGAGUGAACUCAGUAUCAUAAUCAAAUGUUAUGGUUCCGGGGCCUUGAUUUCCCUAAAUGCAAAGCAAUGAUGCUAUAAAUGGAUAUACUUUGAUAUAGUUGGGUCUGUCUCUGGAUGAAACAAGUUAUAGGAUUGGACCCCAUAGAUUUAAUUUGCCUGUAAUAAAUGCAAAUAAGUAUCUGAGUAACUACAAGGCAGGCUAGCAAACCAAUGCAAACUGUUGUAAAUGGCAGGUGUAAUGCCUGCCUUGGAAAUGAAGUUGUGUAUUUGGUGAAUCUUUUGCACUUUUUAGCAUCAUUCCUAGUUUAGCAAACUUUUUAUUUAACCAAAGCCUUAUUUUAAAUAUUGUCUUAUGCUAACAGAAACCUGCUAUUUAAUAAUUUCUGGCAGAUAUUUUUGACAUCCAGUGUACUUUUUGGAUUUUCAAAGUUGUUAUGCAAGAUGCAGAACAUCAUACCUUUUCCUCUGCUUUGGUUCUUGUAUUUACUUUGCUGUUUGUGUGCAUUAUUGGAAGAAUUCUAAAGUGUGAUUAACAAUUAACCAAUAUAAGUUUAAUAUUUGCACUUUGGAAUUUUUGAAGCAUUCCAUUACAUCUAGACUAAUUACAUUUUUAAAUGAGGCUUUGCACUACUAUGAGAAGUAUAAUUUUAUAAGAUGAAGAAACUGUCUGUCUUUCCUGUAAGGUUAUUUAAAAAUGUAAAGGGCCCAAUCCUGCCAGAUGCUCAGCUGCCACCAUUGAAGCAUGUUCAGCAUCUUACAGGACAGCGAAGUGUUCCUCGCAGGGCUCUAUCAAAUUAGUUACCUUAUUUAACAGUUACCUAAUUUUUUAAGAUACUUCAUAAUUUGCCUUUCUCGAGCCCUCUGCUGUUACACCGAAUUGCUUUGAACGGUCUAAAUGUUCUCGGGAGAAGUCUUUUUGUAUUUGCUUUUACGUGCCUUGUCCCUUAUGUUUCCCGAAUAUCACCGCGCGUGAAAAACGGGAAGAUGUGAACUCAUUGAAUGUUUUGGGUUUGUUUUUUUUUUUUUUAAAGUUUGAAGUGCCCGAUACCCAAAGUCCUUUGUACAUUUGUAAUUUCAAACACGUGUUUUAACGCUCUCGGCGAACUAUUUAUUGUUUUAAAAGAAAUCGGUGACACUUUGUGAUGAAGCUUUGCAGUUGGAAUACAGCUGAUCUCAAGAGGC